Ciona intestinalis (vase tunicate) is the source of this 1251-nucleotide messenger RNA. RefSeq lists its product as uncharacterized. Lineage: Eukaryota; Metazoa; Chordata; Ascidiacea; Phlebobranchia; Cionidae. The record is from RefSeq and is a predicted model, not a curated record.
GAAAAAUAUAUUUUGACGUCAAAGAGGUAAACUUGCGCUCGACGCAUUUGUUCAAAAUGAGACACGAUUUCAGUUAAAUUUUCUAUGGCGUUCGCUAGAUGGGGCUGCAUGUUAAACUUUUUACGCUGACGAAAUUUUGCAUUGGCUUCCAUUUGAAAGUAGACGACAGUAAACGGUUUAUCAAAAAGUAAGCAUGGUGUUUCGAGGUAAAUCAACACCAGUUAGUAGACAGAGCGCUGUGCUACAUCCGGAAAUCCAAUCGCCUUUUCCAAGAGGCGCAGAAAUAAGCAGCAAACCGCUGCUUGUUGGAGAGAUGCACGAAAACAUACCUAGCAGACCAGCAACAAUGUCUCACGCCCGACCGAGGGCGAGUCAAUUAAAAUCGAGGUCUGUUUUGGUGAAAGAUUCUUCCCAUGUCCAAGACCUAUCAGCUCAUGCAAUUCCUUGCAGCACGAACAGACAACCUAGAUCUGCACCAGCACCAACUAACAUGACAUUCCUUCCAAGCGCCCAGGAAAAAUUAAAAAGCAAUCGGAAGUUACUCGCCAAAGUGGUCGGCUUUGAUGCAAGCGUGUUUCAAGCACAAGCUCAAUAUCAAGGAGUUAUGAGCAAUCCUGUAGCUGCAGAUCAUGCUGCUAGUGACGAGGAUUUAAAGAUCUCUUCAGCAAGAUUCAACAACGCAUUUUCUUCACGACGUUCACCGAGGAGACUUUCAAGCGACAAUGGUCCGGAAAUGUCAAGGUUGGAAAUACUAAGGGGACAAGGUUUACCAGCAACGCCUAGAUUACUGCGAGGAGGGAACUCAAAAAAGUAUGGUGUGAGGCGAGAAAUAUCAUCCGAAAACCAGCUCGAACUAUCCCCUGACGUUGUGCAUGCCGGACCAGACACCAAAUCGAGAACAAGGAUUAGUUCUUCGGGUAGUGGUGCUCCCUUGCAUCCAAUGAAGCUAGAAUCAUUGGACAAGACCGUCGAUGAAACGGGCUCUUCCAUUGGGUCAACCCCAAGGCCAUCGAUUUACCACGUCACACCUCUGGGCGAUGAACUCACCGAGAUAGCGGUGACAAAUGGACUGAUAUGUCGUGACCGUGAUAGGGACGUUCCGUGGGUUUAUUGUUACAAGGUGAAACGCGAUCGAUUGAAGCUCAGUAAACUUCUUUCCAGCAAAAGUGUGAUGGACCCUGCUGUGGAUGAACUGCUCCCAGCGUUUUGACGUCAUCGGUCACGUGAUAAUGAGGCACUUAAGCUGAAACC